CGUAGAGACACGUGCCAACGGUGCCAUAAGGUUGGGAACAUUACUACACUUCUUCUUUCACUCGAUACAUACACUCCCUCGUCUCCUUCAUUUGAGCAACAAGAAAGCAAAGAGGAUAAGGAGGGCCUUAUGGACGUCCAGAGGAUAGCCCAAGCUUUUGCCAAUACGCUAGAUCCUUCCACAAGAGCUGAAGCUGAGACUGAGCUUGAACAGGCACUCCAGUCACCAGGCUUUACGCCAUGUCUCCUGCAGAUUGUGAUGAAUAACGAAACACCAUUCGGGAUAAGACAGUCUGCGUCCAUUUAUUUAAAGAACACUGUCAAUAAGUAUUGGAAGGUUAGAGAUGGCGAGGAUGGUGACCCAGAGCAGCCCUAUACCAUUCCAGAGGAGAGCAAGAUGAUACUCCGUCAGAAUAUCGUUGAAGGAAUCAUUCAAACACCACCUUUGAUGAGUAAGCAGCUGUGUGUGUGUUUAGAGACUAUUGUUAGACAGGAUAACUGGAAUGACAUUGCUCAGAAGAUUCACAGUUUCCUUUCCUCCGACAACCAACAGACCUGGCCAGGAGCCCUUCUCUCCCUCUACCAACUGAGCAAGAAAUACAAAUAUAAAAAGGCUGAAGACAAAAUUAAUUAUGUUACAAUCAUGAAGACACUCCUCCCGAUGCUCUACAAUCGUAUGAUCGAUGUUCUUCCACAUCCGACAGAGUUCUACGUCAUGAUACAACAUUGGAUAUUAAAGAUAUUUUACUGCACUAUACAUUAUCAGUUGCCAUUCCAGUUAAUAGACGAGAGCACACUGCCUGGUUGGAUGAUUGUAAUUCAAACUAUCAUUGAUAGGCCAGUACCACAAGAGUAUGAGAAAGAAGACGAAGAGGAAAGACAUGAAACUGAAUGGUGGAAAUGCAAGAAAUGGUGCCUACACAUCCUCUGCAGUUUGUUUGAAAGGUUUGGUAGUCCUGGUAAUGUUGAAGCCUCUUAUAACACUUUUGCUGAUUACUACAUGAAGACAUUCAACUGUUCUACAACUGGCGUCAUUAAUACAUUAUUGAAGCAGCUGGAAAAGCAUCGCACUGGUGUAUUUUUAACUGCCAGACUCAAACAACUUAUCUUUAACUACUUGAAUGAAGCGAUUAACCAUGCCUCCUCGUGGAAGCUCAUUAGGCCUCAUUUUGACGGGAUAUUUAUUGAUAUCAUAUUCCCUCUGUUGUGCUAUAGCAAUGAGGAUGACCAGCUCUGGCAUGAUGAUCCUUAUGAAUAUAUUAGAAUGAAAUUUGAUAUUUUUGAGGAUCUUGUAUCUCCAGUUGUUGCUGUUCAGGUGUUUCUCUCUGAAGCCUGUCAUAAGAGGAAGAACAUUCUAGACCCAGUGAUGGGGUAUUGUAUCCAGAUAUUGAAUGAACCAGCUGAGAAGAGAGACCCCAGGAAGAAGGACGGAGCCUUAAACGUAAUAGGAACGACAGCUGAAGUAUUGAUGAAGAAAAAGACAUACAAGGCCCAAUUGGAGCCAAUGCUAGUUGCUCACGUCUUCCCUGAGUUUAGUAGUCCUUUUGGUUACAUGAGAGCCAGGGCUUGCUGGAUGAUACAAUACUUCUCUGAAAUAUCCUUCACUGAAGAAAGCCACUUACAAUAUGCACUCCAACAGGUGUUAAGUUGUUUGACCCAAGAUCAGGAGUUACCAGUUAAAGUUGAGGCGGCAGUAGCUCUUCAGAGCCUCAUAAAGAAUCAAGAACUAGCAGAACAAGUUAUCAAGCCUUUUGUGAAACCAAUUAUUACUGAGCUCCUUCAAGUUAUUAAGAACACUGAUAAUGAUGACCUCACUGAAGUAUUGCAGGAGAUCAUAGAGACGUAUGACGACUGCAUUAUUGAUAUUGCAGUUGAGCUCUGCUCCAACCUUGUGACAGCAUUCACUGAGUUGCUAGAGUCCAGUGGAGGAGAGGAGGAGGAUGGCUAUAAGGCACUCACUGCCCUCGGUCUCAUAUCAGCUGUACAGUCACUAGUGAAGUCCGCCUUUUCCAAGCCGGAGCUCUUAAAACAAAUGGAAACAGUUUUAAUAGGAACAAUAGCAUCAAUAUUUCAAAAUGGAAUUAUGGAUUAUUAUGAGGAGAUGUUAACUCUCCUUGAUCUUUUUACUUGCGAGUCAGUUUCUCCUAUAAUGUGGCAGGUCCUCGGUCUUAUUUAUGAAGCAUUCACUAGAGAUGGUUUUGACUAUUUUUCAGAAAUGAUGGGCGUUAUAUAUAAUUUUAUAAGAGUCGACCCAGACAAUUUUAUCUCGAACCAAAGGCACAUUGAAAUAGUUAUCUCAAUGGCAAAAACAGUCCUAACAAAAGAGUCUGGCGAAGAACCCCAGACGUCUGCUUGUAAAUUAUUAGAAGUUUUAUUACUUGAAUGUAGAGGAAAGAUAGAUCAAUUUAUUCCCAAUAUAUUGGAGUGCCCCCUCGAAAGAUUAACUAAAAAGAUUCAGGACCCAGAUCUUCGAUAUGCAUGUAUUUUAGUGGUUGUUGCUGGCAUUUACUCAAACUGUGCUUUGGUAUUGGAGUUGCUUGAGAAGACAAGAUUCCCCAACUCUCAGGAGCCCAUUACAGCCCAGUUCUUCACACAGUGGCUCACCGACUGCAAGAAUUUUGAAGGGUAAGCACAAUAGUACAUUUUGUACAUUAAGGUU
This is a messenger RNA of Amphimedon queenslandica, 2658 nucleotides long. RefSeq names its product importin-7-like. Lineage: Eukaryota; Metazoa; Porifera; Demospongiae; Haplosclerida; Niphatidae. The transcript is spliced from 20 exons. Gene Ontology annotation, biological process: protein import into nucleus. Gene Ontology annotation, cellular component: cytosol; nuclear envelope. The coding region runs from base 130 to 2628 and encodes 832 amino acids. The record is from RefSeq and is a predicted model, not a curated record. Gene Ontology annotation, molecular function: small GTPase binding.